AUGGCCAAGAAGGGCGGCGGCGCCGGGGAGAACAGCAAGAAGGCUGCUGGGCAAGCCAGAAAGGCCGAGGCUGCAGCCAACAAGAAGGCGGCCGAGGACUCCAAGAAGGCUGCAGUAGAAGACGCCGAAUGGUCAAAGGGUUCGAAGAAGGCCAACGCCAAAAAGGAGGAGGAGGCAGCCAAGAAGGCCGAGGCCGCGCGCAAGAAGGCAGAGAGAGAUGCGCUGCUCGCCGAGGAGGAGAAGAACACGCCCGGUAGAUCGGCGCCCAAGAAUGCCAAAUCGGCUCAGAAGAAGACGAGGGGCCUUGACAGCGCUCUGGACUCGCUUGACUCUGGGGAGCCUGGUGACCGCAAGCUGGCAACCCUGAACGCGUCUGGCCUUGACAAUGCUCUGGACGCGCUCGAGAUCACUAACACCAACAACAAAGCCAAGAUUGAUCGGCACCCCGAGAAGCGCGUACCAGCAGCGUGGGAAAAAUACUGGGUGCGUAGGCAGAAGGAGCUCAAGGCUGAAGGUUUCCUGGCACUCGGAGGGAACGACCUCAUGUCUGUCAGGCCUAAGAUCUGGAAGGAGUUUCAAAAGUCGCCUGAGAACCCCAUGAACCAAGUCCACGCUACCUACAAUAUGACACAGGAGGAGCUCGCAGAGAUCCGAGCACAGGAGAAGAGCAAGACUGAGAAGAGGCUUGCCGAGGCUUAA
Molecule: messenger RNA, 699 nt
Organism: Diaporthe citri
Lineage: Eukaryota; Fungi; Ascomycota; Sordariomycetes; Diaporthales; Diaporthaceae
Exons: 2
Coding region: 1-699 (232 amino acids)
Biological process (GO): transcription by RNA polymerase II
Cellular component (GO): nucleus
Molecular function (GO): transcription coactivator activity
Source: RefSeq, a predicted model, not a curated record